AGCCAAUCGUAGCUCUGGAGGCGGAGCCUGUCGGAAUAGAGGUGGGUAGAAUAAAGCUGUAGAACCGCUGCUCGUCUUCAUUCACUUUCUUCGUUUCUCCUCUUCACUUUCCCCCCCCUUUCCCCUCGGCGAAAUAGUUCUUCACUCUUCCAUUUGGUUAUGUAACUGUUGUAAGUACGACAGCUGGUUUACUUUGUUAGCUGACAAAUGUAAAACGCUAAUCGAUAUUAACGUUACUAGCGGGCUAACCUAGCUUACUAGCCACACAGUAGUUUGUUCUCCGUGCCCUCCAAGUCUUUAGAUGAAGGGCUCGAGCACUGAUGAGCGUCACUCUGUCACAGGUGAAAGGAAACACUGAGAUGCGAGAGUCUUUUCAGGAAGAAGACAAUCCGAGAAACACACUGUGAAUAGCCCAUGGAUCCGGAAGUGUCCGUGAUGCUUCACUGUGCUGCCUCUCAGGGUCUCGAGGAACAUCACAUCCGAGUAGAGAUAUCGACGAGGUUCAACCGCAGAAGCGCUCCUGAGAUUGAGAAGCACAUUGAGGCAGUGUGGAAGGACAGGGUGACUAAAGAGCCAUGGCUUUUCAAUGGGGCCAAGUUCAGACUGCACUCAGCAGAACUAUCCACAUGCAUUCCCAGCACGUCCACAAACUGUGUUGCAGGUGAUGAAGCCGCACACACUUCAAACUCUGAAAUGGCAGAGAGAGAAAACCAGCUGGCAGCUCAGGAGGGGGAGGAAGCCUCCCCCACACCGGUACUAACAUCAUCAGCAAAUGCAGGGUGCUGUAGAGAUACCACAAAGGAAACCCAGAGAGGUGCUAACACAAUCUCAUUAAGAAGGCCUUCAGAGCGCCGGAAAGUGGUGCUCAGCUUACAGCUGGGUUUGACCUGUUAUAAAGACUUUCUGGGAACCAACUGGUCACAGGAGGCUGUGAGCCUGCAGCGACGCGGAGAGGUGGAGUUUGGAGACCCUCAGGCCCUCCUGGCUCAGCCUCUUGGAGUUGGUGCUGUCCUGGUUACCUCAGAUGGACAGGUGAUCCUGCUCCGAAGGAGUCAGAGGGUUGCAGAGGCAGCAGGUCUCUUGGACAUACCGGGCGGUCACCCAGAGCCUAAGGCUGUAUGUCAGGGGGUGAGUGAAGAGGCCAUCAACGUGGAUCUCAUGCAGGGCUGCGAGAGAGCCGUGGUUGCAGAGUUAUUCUCCUCUGUGUGCGCAGAAGUCAGAGAUGAGGUUAAUGUUCCACUCAGCUUCCUCAGUGCACCUGUUCUGAUGGGAAUAGCGCUAAAUCACACCAGCGCAGGGCGACCCAGCGCAGAGUUUUACAUCAGGUGUUCAUUGACGACGGAGGAGGUGAAGGACUAUUACUGGCGUGGAGGUCCAGAAGCUCAUGAAUCUACAGAUAUAGUGUUUCUGAGUAGAGGGGAGAUGCUGCAGUUGGAUGAAAGCGCCUCCUUGUGGUCAGAAUUGUGCCCUUCAGCAAAAGGAGCAGUGCUGCUGUACCAACUAGUUAGGCCUGAUGGAGUUUAAUAUACAUGUAAAUAAAAUGCAAAUCAGUUAUAGAAGCAAAUGAAAAGACAGGUGAGAAUUUACAUAAAUUUAUUUUUCUAUAUGCGUUCACAGCAUGACGCGUUUUCAAGGUUUUUACCAACAUAGCAAAAGGCUUGUCAAAUUUAGUUCGUAUUGUAAAAAUGUAUAAAAUCACUGAUGCAGUUGUCAACUUUUAAAGUUUUAUACUUUCCAGACUGAAUAAAAUUUCCAGUUCAUCUGAA
Molecule: messenger RNA, 1766 nt
Organism: Colossoma macropomum (tambaqui)
Lineage: Eukaryota; Metazoa; Chordata; Actinopteri; Characiformes; Serrasalmidae
Gene: nudt22
Product: nudix (nucleoside diphosphate linked moiety X)-type motif 22
Exons: 6
Coding region: 415-1524 (369 amino acids)
Molecular function (GO): GDP-mannose hydrolase activity
Source: RefSeq, a predicted model, not a curated record